AUGAUUUCCCUACAGCCCAACGUUUCGGUGGCAAUCGCCGUCGGCGACACGUCGCCAGACGUGUUCGCCAAGCCUGCCACUCAAACUCACCGCCCCAAAGCCGCGGUACCUCCGGUGCCUUCAGCUCUGUUCACGCCCAAAAUCCACCCAAGGGUGGCGGAGGUUACUGCAGAGGUGGAUGCGUACUUCCUGAAGCACUGGCCAUUCGAAAAUGACAAGGCGAGGAAGAAGUUCGUGGCUGCGGGCUUCUCCGCUGUCACUUGCCUGUACUUCCCAGAGGCUUUGGACGGUAGGAUAGCUUUUGCUUGUCGGCUGCUUGCAUUACUAUUCUUAAUUGAUGACCUCCUUGAGGACAUGUCGCUCGAGGAUGGAUCAGCCUACAACGAACGGUUGAUCCUGCUCUCCAGAGGAAAUCAUGCGCCUGAUCGCAGCAUACCAGUGGAGUGGAUCACGUACGAUCUGUGGAACGAAAUGCGCAACUGCGAUAAAGUGCUUGCGGACGAAAUAUUAGAACCCGUCUUCACUUUCAUGCGGGCACAGACCGACAAGAGUCGUCUCGAGAUCGCGGAGCUCGGGGAGUACUUUAAGUAUCGCGAGAGGGACGUUGGAAAGGCGCUCUUGUCAGCUCUAAUGCGCUUCGCCAUGAACUUGCACGUCAGCCCCGAGGAACUUGAAAGCAUCAAAGAAAUCGAGAUGAAUUGCUCCAAACACAUUUCCGUCGUGAAUGACAUCUACAGCUGGGAAAAGGAAUUGAAGGCCUCCCAGACGGGCCACAAGGAGGGUUCGGCGCUAUGUUCCUCUGUUUCGGUUCUGUCUGCAGAAGCAAACCUGGAAUACUCGGCGUCGAAGCGUGUUCUGUGGGUUAUGUGCCGAGAAUGGGAGUUCGUGCAUGAAGAACUUGUUGCAAGGAGACUGUCGUCUUCUGAGCCAUGCAGCGCUAAUUUGAGCGCAUUCAUGAAGGGGUUGGAAUAUCAAAUGAGUGGUAAUGAGGCAUGGAGCGAGACUACCCCACGCUAUCACUCGGUUUAG
This is a messenger RNA of Diaporthe batatas, 1029 nucleotides long. RefSeq lists its product as uncharacterized. Lineage: Eukaryota; Fungi; Ascomycota; Sordariomycetes; Diaporthales; Diaporthaceae. The record is from RefSeq and is a predicted model, not a curated record. The coding region runs from base 1 to 1029 and encodes 342 amino acids. The transcript is spliced from 3 exons.